This is a messenger RNA of Papilio machaon (common yellow swallowtail), 1880 nucleotides long. It is a transcript of the gene tws, whose product is annotated as serine/threonine-protein phosphatase 2A 55 kDa regulatory subunit B alpha isoform. Bases 168 to 1685 code for a protein of 505 amino acids. The transcript is spliced from 13 exons. Gene Ontology annotation, cellular component: protein phosphatase type 2A complex; cytosol. The record is from RefSeq and is a predicted model, not a curated record. NCBI's taxonomy places the organism in Eukaryota, Metazoa, Arthropoda, Insecta, Lepidoptera, Papilionidae. Gene Ontology annotation, molecular function: protein phosphatase regulator activity; protein binding. Gene Ontology annotation, biological process: peptidyl-serine dephosphorylation.
UAAAAAAAACUUAUAACAAGUGCGUAUUAAACUGGUAAUUGUGACAUUUCAUAUUGCCCGCUAAAAGAACGUGAAUAUUAUUUUUUGUGAUUAAAAUCUUGCAGAUUAAGCCGAAAUGUUUACAAAACAAUAAUUUUACAAGAUAGUGCAUGUCAUGAAAGUCAAAUAUGGCGACCACUGCGAUGGUAGUGUCUCCCCUCGCCACGCAGUCCUCCCCCAAAAAUAAGAGGAGGCUCUUCGCUGAGGCCAGACAGAAUAGUCUACAAAAGUUAAGCGUCAUCUUUGACCAUGGAAACAAAAACGGCAAUGGUGGGGAGACGACGUGGUGUUUUAGUCAGGUGAAGGGCACGUUGGAGGAUGACGUGACCGAGGCCGACCUUAUCUCCUGUGUCGAGUUCAACCACGACGGCGAGCUGCUUGCCACCGGCGACAAGGGUGGCAGAGUUGUUAUAUUUCAGAGAGACCCAGCAUCUAAGCAAUGUGUACCGAAGAAAGGGGAAUACAAUGUAUACUCUACGUUCCAAUCACACGAGCCGGAGUUCGACUACCUCAAGUCAUUGGAGAUAGAGGAGAAGAUCAACAAGAUACGGUGGCUCAAGCGGAAGAAUCAGGCACACUUCCUGCUGUCCACCAAUGACAAGACGAUCAAGCUAUGGAAGGUGUCGGAGCGUGAUAAGCGCGUGACGGGAUACAACACGCGUGAGGAGGGCGGCCGACUGCGGCAUCCCUCGCGGGUCACACAGCUCAGGGUGCCAACAGUGCGACCUGCGGAACUCAUGGUCGAAGCAUCGCCCAGACGUAUCUUCGCGAAUGCACACACGUACCACAUCAACUCGAUCUCGCUGAACUCUGAUCAGGAGACGUACCUGUCGGCUGAUGAUCUUCGCAUCAACUUGUGGCACCUCGAGAUCACCGACCAGAGCUUCAAUAUCGUCGACAUCAAGCCCGCCAACAUGGAGGAACUCACCGAGGUUAUAACCGCGGCGGAGUUCCACCCGACUGAAUGCAAUCUCUUUGUAUAUUCUAGUAGUAAGGGUACAAUAAGGUUAUGCGACAUGCGAGCGGCGGCGCUAUGCGACAGGCACGCGAAGCUGUUUGAGGAGCCGGAGGACCCGCAUGCGCGCUCCUUCUUCUCAGAGAUCAUCUCCUCCAUUAGUGACGUCAAGCUCAGCAACUCGGGCAGAUACAUGAUGUCUAGGGAUUAUUUAGGUUUAAAAGUAUGGGAUCUUAGAAUGGAAACAAAACCUGUAGAAACAUAUCCAGUGCACGAAUAUCUUCGGUCGAAGCUGUGCUCGCUGUAUGAGAAUGACUGCAUAUUUGACAAGUUUGAAUGCUGCUGGAGCGGUGAUGACCAGAGGCUCAUGACGGGAUCCUACAAUGGCUUCUUUAGGAUAUUCGAGCGCGGUGGUGCGGGUGGUGCUGGUGUGGCGGGUGCGGGCGGCGCGGGCGCAGCCACACGACGCGGCGAGCUAACAUUGGAGGCGUCACGUGACGCAGCCGCACGACCCCGGCAGCCGCUGCGUGCGCGUCGCGUCGCAGCCACCGCCAAGAGGAAGAAGGAUGAGAUAAGCGUUGAUUGUCUAGACUUCAACAAGAAGAUUCUGCACACGGCGUGGCAUCCGCACGAGAGUGUCAUCGCCGUCGCUGCCACCAACAACCUCUUUAUAUUCCAGGACAAGUUCUAGCGGCCCGCCAACCACACAUAUAGAUAACAUUAGUGAAGAUCAUCGUCAUACAUACAUAUGGAUGUGUGAAGCGACUCCAGGUUGUAUACGUAAGGGAGGGGGGAGGCGGGGAGGGGGGGGGGUCCGUGCCUUACAAUGUAUGUAGUGUUUUUGUUGUACCACUAUUUAUUAUGUCUACCUUUUGAAUGCCUCGCG